Messenger RNA from Crotalus tigris (Tiger rattlesnake), 3536 nucleotides. RefSeq names its product X-prolyl aminopeptidase 1 (gene XPNPEP1). NCBI's taxonomy places the organism in Eukaryota, Metazoa, Chordata, Lepidosauria, Squamata, Viperidae. The record is from RefSeq and is a predicted model, not a curated record. The transcript is spliced from 21 exons. Gene Ontology annotation, molecular function: metalloaminopeptidase activity. Bases 219 to 2090 code for a protein of 623 amino acids.
AGCUGGGAAUCAUCGCUCCUCCCUCCGGUGUUCACGAGGUCCGAGACGUCAGUAGUGCAUGGCAGUUUCCGGAACCGCUGACAUGAGAGCCCCCUUCCUGCAAAGUAUCAGGUAUUGCUGAGUUAAUGAAGAGCAAGAACAGAACACAGAAGUGAUUUCACUAUCCAAGGCUGGGAAAUUUGGGUUUCGGAGGGAUACCUACCUGGGACAGUAGGACCAUGUUUCCGAAAAUAACUACAGAACUGCUGAAGCAGCUCCGGCAAGUGAUGAAAAAUUCCAAAUAUGUUUCUGAACCCAUUCACGCCUACAUUGUGCCCUCAGGAGAUGCUCAUCAGAGUGAAUACAUUGCACCUUGUGACUGCCGUAGGGAGUUCAUUUGUGGAUUUAAUGGCUCUGCAGGAACUGCCAUUAUAACAGAGCAACAUGCAGCCAUGUGGACAGAUGGACGCUAUUUCCUUCAGGCAUCCCAACAAAUGGAUUCCAAUUGGACACUCAUGAAGAUGGGACUGAAAGACAUUCCUACUCAAGAGGACUGGCUUGUAAGUGUACUUCCUCAAGGUUCUAAAGUUGGAGUGGAUCCUUCUAUUAUUCCUGCUGACCAGUGGAAGAGGAUGAACAAAGUUCUGAAAUGUGCUGGCCAUGUUCUUGUGCCAGUGAAAGAUAAUUUGAUUGAUGCCAUAUGGGCAGAUCGGCCACCACGACCUUGUAAGCCUCUGAUGACACUAGAUCUUAGCUUCACAGGAAUCAGUUGGAAAGAAAAGAUUACAGCUCUGCGGGGCAAAAUGGCUGAGAGGAAGGCUCUCUGGUUUGUUGUGACAGCUUUGGAUGAUGUGGCUUGGCUUUUUAAUCUUAGAGGGUCUGACGUGGAAUACAAUCCAGUGUUCUUUGCUUAUGCUAUCAUAGGGAAAGACACUAUCAGGUUGUUCAUUGGUGGCAAUCACUUAAUAGAUUCAAAUGUGAGAGAGCAUCUGUUUUUGGAUUCUGCUCAGGACCCUGAAUUGCACAUACAAAUUCUGCCAUACGAUUCCGUCCUGACAGUUCUGAAAUCAAUUUGUGAAUCUCUUUCUCCACAUGAGAAAGUUUGGCUCAGUGAUAAAGCCAGCUAUGCUCUAACUCAGGCCAUUCCCAAGGAUCACCGCUACCUCACCCCCUACACUCCCAUCUGUAUAGCCAAAGCUGUGAAGAAUGUGACAGAAGCGGAAGGCAUGAGGAAGGCUCAUAUUAAAGAUGCUGUUGCAUUGUGUGAGCUGUUUAAUUGGCUGGAGAAGGAGGUUCCCAAAGGCAACGUUACGGAAAUCAUAGCAGCAGAUAAAGCAGAGGAAUUUCGUAGCCAGCAAGAGAACUUCGUUGACUUGAGCUUUGCUACCAUUUCAAGUACAGGCCCAAAUGGUGCUAUCAUUCAUUACAAGCCUUCUCCUGAAACAAAUAGAACUUUGUCCUUGAAUGAGAUUUAUCUCUUGGAUUCUGGUGCUCAAUACAAGGAUGGAACUACAGAUGUGACAAGGACUAUGCAUUUUGGUACCCCAUCGAUGUAUGAGAAGGAGUGUUUUACCUACGUCCUGAAGGGCCACAUAGCAGUCAGUGCAGCCAUAUUUCCUAAUGGAACCAAAGGUCAUCUCCUGGAUUCCUUUGCUCGCUCUGCAUUGUGGGAUCAAGGCUUAGAUUACUUGCAUGGUACAGGUCAUGGAGUUGGUGCUUUCCUCAAUGUACAUGAAGGUCCAUGCGGCAUUAGCUACAAAACAUUUGCAGAUGAACCUCUGGAAGCGGGAAUGAUUGUUUCUGAUGAACCAGGUUAUUAUGAAGAUGGCUCUUUUGGGAUCCGAAUUGAAAAUGUUGUCAUUGUUGUUCCGGCUAAAACAAAGUAUAACUUCAGCAACAAAGGGAGUUUGACUUUUGAACCAUUGACCCUCGUCCCAAUCCAAACUAAAAUGAUACUUGUUCAUCUAUUGACUCAAAAAGAGUGUGACUGGCUGAAUGACUACCACAGAAAAUGCAGAGAAGUGAUUGGGGCAGAACUUGAACAACAAGGACGACAUGAGGCCCUUCAGUGGCUCAUUAGAGAAACAGAGCCAAUCUCUCAAAUACACUAAUAAGAGUAUUUCUAUUUUUGGAUGUAAUUCCUUUUUAAAAAUCCAUGUUCAGGACUGCUUUGGCUUUACAAUGAUGAUUUGGGGGAGGCAUGAGUUUUUUAAAAGAAUAAUAAUCAAGAUAAAUAGAAGAAGAACAAUGGACAAGAUAGAGGGUGAAAGGAUUUAUUCCCCUGUGAUGUUCUCUCUGUUUUUUCCUUUUGAUAAUGAACAAAAUUAAAUUCAGAGCUUAAAUCUGUGUCUUAAACAAUGAGAUGGGUUAGUGGGAAAGAACACAUGGCUGUGAAACUAAUCUCUGGAUCAGAUUGAUCAAUUUCCUUGUAUAAACAGUGAAAGUAAGAAAAUAUUCCAUAAUGUGAGUUGGCUCUUGGUGGCAAUUUUCUCAAAUGUUAAGGAGGAAUGGUAUUGCAUCAAAGGCGCACAUAUCUGCUAAAAUUAGUGCCUGCAUAGGUUUAAGUUUCCUGAAAAAUAGAAUUUCUCAUAAUUAUUCCUGAAAGAUUUUAGCAUCUGGCUUUGCUGCAUCUCAUAUUUCAGAAAGGCAACUAGUUACUGCAUUUUUAUCCUCCAAUAAAGGAAGUGCCAAACAAUACUUUGCAUUUUUGAAGCAUUCAUGACUGAUCAUAUACUAUCCAGUGCACGCAGGCUGUAUCCCUAUGCCUGUCUGUUGCAUUCAGUUUUUUUAAUUCCAAAACAUGACUGCAACCUCAGCAGAAUAUAUCUUGAUAGCCUCAUGCCAUCUCAACUAACUGAGCAAUUUAUUUUCAAUAAAUAAUAAAUGGGGCAAUCUGCAAUUGAGUAAUACCAGGGGACGGGGUGUAAUUUUUUCUUUUUUCUUAGUACAUUAAAAAUUCUGAAACUUUUUUGGAUAGAGAUAUACCCACCUUGCUGAAGCAUGCAAUAUAACACAACCAAAUUUUCUCAUGACUAUAUAUUUCUAAAUGUGUGUAAUAAGUAAACAUAGUAUCAGCGAAUGUAAGGAUCUUUUGAAUGUUUGAACAAAUGCUUUCUGGGCUUUACUUUUUAGUCUGCAAGAUCUCCAAGGACCUAUAGGUGUUGACGCCAUAUUGAAAAGUUUAGUCCAACAUUUUUGUGAUAACUUGGAGUCAAUAGAAUGUCAAAUCCCCUUGAUUAAAGUAGACUAUACUUUUCUUCAGGUGUUUCAAAGCAUGAAAAAGGAGCUGGGCAAAACUUAGUGUAUGUUCUUUUGGGGCUACUCUGUAUGCAACUCUAUGCACUCAGAGCAUCCUGGAUCUGCAGAAAUAGUUUCAGGGAGAGAACUCAGAACUCUUUUGGCUAUACUGGAAAUGAUGAGGGUUAUCGCAUUUUAUGUGUUCUAGAUUGGGGAAGGGUCACUAGUACAAUUUGUGCAUGUUUUAAAGCACACUUUUCUGUGGAGGAUUGUGUUAACAUUCAUGUGUAUCAAUUAAUUAAAAACAUAAAUUCUAAAUA